Molecule: messenger RNA, 3390 nt
Organism: Dromiciops gliroides (monito del monte)
Lineage: Eukaryota; Metazoa; Chordata; Mammalia; Microbiotheria; Microbiotheriidae
Gene: PNPLA3
Product: patatin like phospholipase domain containing 3
Biological process (GO): triglyceride catabolic process; lipid homeostasis
Cellular component (GO): lipid droplet; cytoplasm; membrane
Molecular function (GO): triacylglycerol lipase activity
Source: RefSeq, a predicted model, not a curated record
CCACAGCGCCUGCCGCUUUCUCUUCUCCGUGCUGCUGCGUCCACCGGUGCCGCCGCCUGGUGCUCUGCACUAAGACCAGCAGGCAUGGCUGAGCAGAUGCGGGGCUGGAGCCUGUCCUUUUCGGGCUGUGGCUUCAUGGGCUUUUACCACGUUGGGGUGACCCAGUGCCUGAGCGAGCGCGCCCCACAAUUGCUACGUGACGCCCCAAAGAUGCUGGGCUCCUCGGCCGGGGCUCUACAUUGCGCCUCCUUCAUGUGCGGGAUCCCACUGGACCAUAGGUAAAAUGUCGGUUUGCAAAUUCUCAUGGACCUCGCCAGAAGCGCCAGAAAGCGCAACAUUGGUGUACUUCAUCCUUCCUUUAACAUGUCCAAAUACAUCCGUGAUGGUCUGAACAGGAUCCUCCCGGCUAAUGCUCACAAGCUGCUCUCCGGCAAAAUGGCUAUCUCACUCACCAGAGUGUCUGACAGGAAAAACGUGUUGGUGUCAGAUUUUGAGUCCAAGGAAGAGAUCGUCGAUGCCUUGCUUUGUUCCUGCUUCAUUCCAUUCUACUGUGGCUUCAUUCCCCCAACUUUCAGAGGUGUGCGAUACAUGGAUGGAGGAAUAAGCAACAACGUGCCUGUCAUCGAUGCCAGCACCACCAUCACUGUCUCUCCUUUUUAUGGGGAGCACGACAUCUGCCCCAAAGUCAAGUCCACCAACUUCCUCCACGUGAACGUCACCAACCUCAGCUUCCGUCUCUGCUCGGGCAACGUUUACCUCCUAGCCAGGGCACUUUUCCCGCCAGAUCUGAAGGUUCUUGGAGAGAUCUGUCUUCGGGGAUAUUUGGACGCACUUAGAUUCUUGGAAGAAAGGGUAUGUUGAUGCUUUGGCAUCUGUGACCCAUCAUCUCCUUGUUUGAAUAUGCCUUUGGAAGAGAAAGAACCAGAGAUCCCUUCACCUGGCUGUGAAAGUGAGAGACCCCCAACACCUCAGAGUAACAAUGAGAUCACACCCGAGGGCAGGGAGCUUCUUGACCAUCUGCGACUCAGCAUAAUUCCGUGGGAUGAGGACAUUUUGAAAAUCAUCUCACCUGAACUUUAUUUAGCUCUGCAAGUAACAAUUAGAGAAAAGGGUGGAUACUGGGCCAAGAUCCUCAACUUCUUACCUGUCCGGAUCAUUUCCUAUAUGAUGCUCCCGUGCACGCUGCCUGUGGAAUCUGUGCUUUUUGUUGUGCAAAGGCUAGUGAGAUGGUUUCCAGAUAUGCCCGAAGACCUGGAAUGGUUGCAGGGGGCUGCCAAAAAAAUUUUCGGUCUAGCAGCAUGACAUCAUCUCCUUCUAGCAUCCAAGUGAGGGAAUGAAGGCCUUUUCCAAGACUGCUCAAGUCAUUGUGGAGCCUGGAGAUGAACCUAAGCUUCCAGAAUUCAAAUUCAAGUGGUUUUACCCGAGAUAUUCCUUCCCAUCACCACCUAAGAAGGAGCUGUUUUUACUUUUCGGCAACCAUAGCCCAUUUGUAAAAAGAAGAAGCCAGCUUGCCUGUCUCAAGCAGCUUGAAGCGGCCUGGUCUCAUGCAGAAGUUCUCAGUCUAGUCUGGAAUACAGCAUCAGUGAACUGGAGGCCUAAGCCAGCAAUGAAAGAUUCUCUAUCUCCAAACCCAACCUCAUGUUUUUCUUGAAUGAUAAAAUGCCUGGGAUAGAAGAAGACUUUAAUGUCUCUUCUCCUAAAGAAAUGCAUUUACAAGUCACUUCAGAAGAGAAAUUUAGCAAACGAUUUCUAAGGGCACAAAAUCCUUUAUGAAAGUUGAGAGUUGCUUUCCAAACUUGGUUUAUAAUGGCCCAGCAGACACUAUAAUAGGACAGAAUUGUGACUUCUGUACUGAAUCUUCCAAUUUACUUUUAGAAACGAUGUAAAAUAGAUAAAAAAUUCACUCAAUUUUAAAGGAAAGAAAAUAUUAGUGCUCUCCCUCUUCUAAGUCAAGUGUUUAAUUAAGUUGGUUAGGUAAACAGGUAUGGGAAUGAUGCUUCACCAAAGGAAAAGACUGCCAUCUAUCUCACUAGCUGAUGUGGGAUCAUUCAGCAUCAAGAACAUUUUCAUCUCCCUUUUGAAGGAACUUUUACCAUUUCAGUAAACUGCUUGAUAAAAGGAAAGAAUGGAGGGCAGCUAAGUGGUGCCGUGGAUAAAGUACCAGCCCUGGAUUUAGGAGGUCCUGAAUUCAAAUUCGGUCUCAGGCACUUGACACUUAUGUAGCUGUGUGACCCUGGGCAAGUCACUUAACCCUCACUGCCCCACAAAAACAAAAACAAAAAACAAAAAAAGAGAGAGAAAAGAGAAAAGAAAAGAGUGAAAUCCAGGAAGAUGUAAGGGCUUUUAAUAUUUAUGUGGCCUCUAUUUAUGUGCAUUAAUGCCUGUAAGUUUUGAAAAAAAAUUUUUUUUAACUCGAAUAGUUUUAUUUGCCUCAAUGUUUGUAAGUUUAAGCAGAGUCUCUAAUAAGCAGGCACUUAAUCUGGUGGCAUGAGCCCCCUCCUCAAGAGCCCUGUCUUCCCAUACCUUUGCAAUGCCUCUUCCUAACAUGGCAGGUCUGGAGCCAAUUCUGCCCAGCUAUCCCUGUCCCUUGGGCAGCCCCACAGGCUCUUCUUGCACUAUUUCCCUGACCUCUUGUAGGUCAGAUGCUUCUGCGCUGUGGUUGCAUUAUUGUGAUACCUAUUUCAACAUUACAUCUCAUUUUAUUUUACUCUAAUAAUCCCUGACAAAGCAACUCCUAUGGUUGCAAAGGUGUUGGGCAAAGAUACAAAGUUAAUUGGGAUAUGGUGCCUGGCCCCCUGGAGCUAAGAAUCUAAAUCGAGGGGAUAGGAGACAAACCCUAGGAACUAAACUAGAGUAGGGAAAGCCUUGGUAUUGCCCUCAGUACCAGGAUUAAGCUAGGGUUUAAGAAUAGACACACUGCAAAAAUAUGGAUAGCAGCUCUUUUUGUGGUGGCUAAGAACUGGAAAGGAAAGGGAUGCCUGCCAGUUGGGGAAUGGCUAAACAAGCUGUGGUACAUGAUUGUAAUGGAAUAUAGUAUUGAGGCUCAGAAAUCUGUGAUACCAGUCUGGCCCCUGGAGCCAGGGGAUGGAGAAAGAGAGGUCCUGGUGUACAGAGCUGCAAUCAGUCUGGAGGGCAAGGCCAAAGUUGUGCCCCACUGGAGGGGUCUCCAGGAGGGAGGCACGGUGAGGCCCUUCCUAGCAGUAUCUGCUCCCCAGCUUAGGCGGUAGCCCAGUUCUCUCGGGUCACUCAGGUGAUGGUGUUCUGCUGGUCCCAUUGCUUGAGGCAAAGCUCUCUCCAGCUAAUCUGGGAGAUCCAGUGUUUGUCUGAGAAGCAGAUACUGUGGAAGAUAAGAGGCAGCAGUCAGGGUGAAGCCAAACACCUAAGGCUCUG